AUGAUCUCAUCCAAACUAAUCGCAAGUCGCGGACUGUUCCGGAUAUCAAGAAGAACUGUUUUGUCUGCUGGCUUCUCUUUAGAAAAGGAAUGGAGCGCUAGACAUGGAGAGUUGCACAAGCUGGGUUUGGGUGGUGAUUACGAAUGGAUAAGUGCGGUCCAAAAAAAAUUUAUUGGCGGUGGAACAGCGAGUGCCGUUGACGUUGAUGCUGCACUAUGCGUAGCUCAACACAGAGAUCAAGUUGAUGAUGUCAUAGAGCUUGUGUAUAAAUUGCGACACAGUGAGAACGCAGCAGAUCUUCCUGCUUCCGGAGAGUAUGCUUUGAUUCGAUUAUUGUUGAAGCACGAGCCUGAGCUCAUUUUCAAACUCGUGGACGAUCCAAUAAAUUAUGGAAUAUUCCUUAACGAACACUCUGCUUGUCUUGCUCUUGAUCACUUCCUAAAGCGGGAUAAUGUCCAAGGAGCCGCAUAUCUAUCUGCAUGGGUCAUGCAGCAGGAAAUGACUGAAAACGAGUUACUAAAUUUAUUAGGGUUGUACGCUUGUGCAAAGUGGGCGGAAUUGCCUGUGGAUCAACAAACUAUGCCUAUCCCAGAAAAGGAAGAAAUAGAAUAUGGAGAAGAUGAUAUGAAAACUUUCCGAUUCCCUUUCUUGAAGAAUCCGCAUUUUGAUUCGCACUUUGACUUGGUUGAUCCUUCCCAUCUUGCUGGUAAAACUUUAUUGUGGCUAGCGCGAGAUUCGAAAACGUUGACAACCGAGAUCAAAAACUCGCUUAGGUUUUUGGGAGCUGUUUUAUAUAAUCAAUUGGAUGUUGCGGGAGCAUUGGCGUCAACGUCUAUUCAAGGAAAUGUGGCUGAGUUUGUACGACAACGAUUCACUCCAGCAGAGGGAGCGGAAAUCUUACCUCAACAUGAGGAGAUUCUUAAGAAAUUGGAAGGAUGUGAAACGAAUGAAACUACAUUGAGCAGCUUAGUAUUAGAGGCUUUGGAAACGAUCAAACAGAAGGAGGAAGAAACCCUCGGAUUGCAACAGAAGAACGAGUUUACUGCUUGGAAUGAUAGGCGUAAUCAAUUGGUUAGAGCUCAAGCAGAAAAAGUUCUACUUAAGAUUCGUGCUGAAGAAAUUACGAAAGAGUUGAAAGAGCUCGAGAAUGAAGAAGAAAGAAUGUUUUUCUUUGAGAACCGUUUGAAAUGGGAGAAGAAAGCCAAUGAGAACAAAGAAAUUAUGGAAGAACGCGCAGCCGCUCUUAAAGCUUAA
Messenger RNA from Auanema sp. JU1783, 1254 nucleotides. The record is from the annotation of a GenBank genome assembly. Lineage: Eukaryota; Metazoa; Nematoda; Chromadorea; Rhabditida; Rhabditidae.